Harmonia axyridis is the source of this 496-nucleotide messenger RNA. RefSeq names its product isthmin-1-like. Bases 47 to 433 code for a protein of 128 amino acids. The record is from RefSeq and is a predicted model, not a curated record. The transcript is spliced from 2 exons. NCBI's taxonomy places the organism in Eukaryota, Metazoa, Arthropoda, Insecta, Coleoptera, Coccinellidae.
CACUAAUUGAUCGACAUUUGAUGACAGUUCUAUCAUAUACAUUCUAAUGAGAAUUUAUUUUUUAUUUCUACUAACUAUAUUAGUAUUUUGUUUUAUUAUACCCAUUUGUAGUGAAUCAAGUACUUCAUCAUCUGUCGCUCCAACAUUAGUUUCAAUUUCUAAAGUUGAAGACAGGGAAAAACGUGACAACAAAGUAGAACAAAAUGAAGAAGAAAGCGAUGAUGAAGAAGAAGUGACCGAGGAAAUCAAUUCUAGAGAUAAGAGGAAGAAGAAAGGACCAAAGGUUUGGGAUAGGUGGAGUAAAUGGAGUGCAUGUAGCGUGACAUGCGGGAUUGGAAAGCAAACACGCUGGAGACAUUGUGUGGCUGGUGAUUGUGCCCCUGGAGAAAAAGAGGCCCAAAUAAAGACUUGCGUUAUGCCUCCAUGUCCAUGAGAACAUAUUUUUGAUUUUUCAUGUGUAAGGGUUCUAUUAUAAAAUAUAUUUGAUGAAAUCAGA